ACUAACGCCUACGGGUCCGCACCUCACCAGGCCCUCCUGGACGCCCUCAGAGGUUCUGGCGCCGGCGAUACCUUCACCGCCCUCAUCGAGGACCUAUACCGGGACAACCGGACGGUCCUCGUCGCCGCCGAGGGGACGACCGAGCCCGUUUCCAUCGCCGCCGGUCUCCGCCAGGGUUGCCCGCUCAGCGGGCUGCUCUUCAACUUGGUGGUGGAUCCGGUCAUCCGUGGAGUUCAAGGCACCGGCGACGCGCAUAACAUCCUUGCGUACGCCGAUGACCUCACGCCGUUGGCCGACUCCCCCGCAGAGUUGCAGCGUCGCAUAGACCUCGUUGAGGCCCUCGCGACACCACUUGGCUUGGCCCUCAACCCAGCCAAGUGUUCCUCCCUGCACAUGUGCGGGCGGACCCCCGUCGGAAUGCGCCCUACCGUCUUCACGGUCUCGGGAGUCCCCAUUACGCCGCUGGAGGACAGUCAACCUCUACGCUUCCUGGGACGUCCCGUGGGAUUCCGCAUUCCAACACACUCCGGAUCCGUCAUCGACACCGCCAUCGCUCAGGCCCGCACCAUCCUCUCUUCCAUGCUGGCUCCUUGGCAGCGGUUGGACGCCGUCCGUACCUUCGUGUACCCGGCACUCAACUUUGCCAUGCGGUGCGGUGUCCUGGGCAAGACUGACUGGCGCCGGCUUGACGACGCCGUGCGCCCACUCGUCAAGCGAACCCUCUACCUGCCGGUCAACGCCUCCACCCACUACGUGUACGGGAGUGCCGCCGGCGGAGCUGCUGCUAUCCCCGUGGCCGCGGAGCUCAGCGACAUCUGUCGCGUCGACUCCGCUUUCAAGCUGCUCACCACGGCGGACCGGGAGCUGCGGACUCUGGCGCUCUCAGACGCCUACGCGGUGGCCUCGGCGCGUCUCGGCUGGGAGGCGACCCGGUCGGAGCUCGAGGCCUACCUGUCGGGCGAGAUUGACGGCGUCUUCCGCACCCCCGCUACCCAGCUCCGCUCCGUGUGGACGGAGGCCCGAAAGGCUUCGCGCCGUCUGCACGUGUCGUGGCACAUAUCCCCCGACAACACGUCCCUGACCUGCGCCGACGUGACCAUCCCGGCGACGCACCGGAACCGCGUCAUGCGGUCCAUUCGUGAGGUACUCGCGGCGGACCGCGACCGCGCCCUGCUGGCUCAGCCCAAUCAGGGAAAGGUCAUGGCCUGCGUCUCGGCGGACCGCGCCAGCUCGCACUUCAUGCGGAGUGGGGCGUACACCCACUUCGCCGACUGGCGUUUCGUGCACCGGGCGCGUCUCAACCUCCUCCCUUUGAACGGCGCAGCCAUGUGGGGCCCCCCGGAGCGUGACCAACGAUGCCGGACAUGCGGAUACCAACGGGAGACUCUGCCGCACGUGCUGGGCCACUGUAUGGCAAGGAGUGCCUUGUACACGGCCCGGCACAACGCCGUUGUCGCCCGCAUCCGCACCGCGGCGUCCCGAAACUACAGCGUCGCUUUCGAGAACCGGCCUGUCGGAGACACUGGCCUGCGGCCUGACCUUGUCCUCGUCCGCGGAGAGGAAGCCAUCGUGUUGGACGUGGCGUGUCCCUUCGAAAACACCCGCGAGGCGUUCGCGAACACGCGCAAUGACAAGGUCUCCCGCUACGAGCCAGUCGCCGCCUACCUUCGCCGACGAUACCAGCGGGUCACGGUAGCAGCCGUCAUCGUCGGUGCGCUGGGCGCCUGGGACCCGGAUAACGACCGCGUCCUGCGCCGACUUUGCUCCCGGCCCUACCUCCGGCUGUUUAAGAAGAUCUGCGUCAGCGAAGUGUUGGCGGCAUCGCGGCAGAUAUACCACGUCCACGUACGCGGCGGCCGGCAAUAGUCGUCUGCUUCAACGCGUUGUUGAAUUGCGAUGGUGUGCAUUGCGAUGGUCUGCAUUGUGCGAUGGUGUGCUAGUGCGCCUCAAUGCGAUUGUGUGCCCGAGCUGGAUGGUACGCACCAGUGCGGUGGUGUGCAUUGGGCGCAUCUGUGCUUUCUCUUCCGAUGGUGUGCGGUGCCAUCCGCCCCUCGCGUGCACCUGUGCCUGCCAGUUGCGAUGGUGUGCGCUGCAAUUCGUUCCCCCGGCGCAUCUGUGCUUGCCCGAUGGUGUGUGAUGCUCAACUGCUUUCUCCUGCCCUCACGUGCGCCCCCAGGACUUUGACGCAUGCUCUCGCAUGACUCUUUGCCGGGAUCUGCUCCCGCCGUGGUUCAAGGCCGUUUGGUACCCCCGGUUAUGUAAUUUUCCAGCCCCAUUCAUCUGCGUACCAAACAUCAAUAAAGCAAAAUGUCUGUUCUUAUCAGCUUAAUAUCUGAUACGGGUCCUAUUUGGACCCAAGAUAUUAAACUUAUUUUUGGAAUGGGGCGGAGUGCUUGAAGCUUGCUUCACCUCCGCCACGGGUUGGCCCGGUAUUGCACUAUCUCCGGGAUCGGCCCACUCACCCCCUCGGGGGUGAG
Molecule: messenger RNA, 2477 nt
Organism: Rhipicephalus sanguineus (brown dog tick)
Lineage: Eukaryota; Metazoa; Arthropoda; Arachnida; Ixodida; Ixodidae
Exons: 2
Coding region: 394-1866 (490 amino acids)
Source: RefSeq, a predicted model, not a curated record